This is a messenger RNA of Melospiza georgiana, 2106 nucleotides long. It is a transcript of the gene JMJD4, whose product is annotated as jumonji domain containing 4. The coding region runs from base 316 to 1593 and encodes 425 amino acids. The record is from RefSeq and is a predicted model, not a curated record. Gene Ontology annotation, molecular function: histone H4R3 demethylase activity; sequence-specific DNA binding. Gene Ontology annotation, cellular component: cytoplasm; nucleus. NCBI's taxonomy places the organism in Eukaryota, Metazoa, Chordata, Aves, Passeriformes, Passerellidae. Gene Ontology annotation, biological process: negative regulation of gene expression; protein hydroxylation; positive regulation of translational termination. The transcript is spliced from 7 exons.
GCAGAGGUUCCGGCGGCGCCCGCCAUAGGCUUUCAUUGUCGCUGCCGACGCCGCCAUUCGCGCCGCGGGGCUGCCCCGAGGGGAGCGGGGGACAGAACCAGCUCUGACAAGAGGAAGAAACAUCCAUCAAAAACAUCCAUUUCCCAGCUAUCCCAAAAACAAUGCAAAACCCAAAUUAUCCCAACACUCAUUCCCCCUCAAUCUCCCCAUGAUUCCCCACACUUUUAAAUCCUCAAAUCCCAUUUUUAGCAGGGCUUUUUCUUGGGGUUAUUUCUCCAAAUUCCUUGGCUCGGCCAGGAAUUUUUUGCAGCCUGCAUGGACAGAGCAACCUUUGCCUGUUCCACCGCUUUUUUCCGGGAUUUUGGGAAUUCUUCUCCGGGUGCUCUCCCCGGGGGCCACGUGGAUUUUAUUGACAAAGUUGAUUCCUUCACUUAUUCCGAUUUUUUCCGGGAUUAUCUCAUUCCCAACCACCCCUGCAUUUUCUCAGCCAAGUUCACUGAGGAUUGGGGCAGCAGGAAAAAUUGGGUGACGUGGGAUGGGAAACCCAACUUUGAGCAUCUCCUGCAGAAGUUUGGAGAAGCCGUGGUGCCCGUUGCCAACUGCGACGUCAAGGAGUACAACUCCAACCCCAAGGAGCAGCUGCCCUUCAAGGAAUACGUGCAGUAUUGGCAGGAAUACAUCAGGAAUGGCCACCGCUCCCCAAGGGGCUGCCUCUACCUCAAGGACUGGCACCUGAGCAGAGCUUUUCCAGAGCAGGAUGUUUACACCACUCCCGUGUAUUUUUCCUCGGAUUGGCUCAAUGAAUAUUGGGAUGCCGUGGCUGUGGAUGAUUUUAGGUUCGUCUACAUGGGACCCAAGGGAUCCUGGACGCCGUUCCACGCCGACGUCUUCCGCUCCUACAGCUGGUCGGCCAACGUGUGUGGCAGGAAGAAAUGGCUGCUGUAUCCCGCGGGACAGGAGGAAUUCCUGAAGGAUCGCCACGGCAACCUCCCCUUCGACGUGACGGCUCCGGAUCUUCGGGACAAGAGGAUUUAUCCGCGCUACAGCCAGAGCCAGCCCCCUCUGGAGAUUCUCCAGGAGGCCGGGGAGAUCGUCUUCAUCCCCAGCGGGUGGCACCACCAGGUUCACAACCUGGAGGACACCAUCUCCAUCAACCACAACUGGGUGAACGGCUGCAACGUGGCCGUCAUGUGGAGCUUCCUGCAGGAUGAGCUGGCGGCCGUCCAGAGGGAGAUCAGCCAAUGGAAGGAUCCCAUGGACGACUGGCACCUCCAGUGCCAGCUGAUCAUGAAAUCCUGCACGGGCAUCGACUACAAGGAGUUCUACAACUUCCUCAGAGUCAUCGCGGAGAACCGGAUCUCGGUGCUGGAGAAGGGCCUGGACGAGGAAUCCUCAUCCCAGAACAAUUCCAAGGCUGCCAUUUCCACCCUGGGGAUGCUGCACGCCGUGUUCGACCUCAAGCGGACGGCGAAGGUGCUGAGCUCGUUAAGCGCUAACGAGGAUUUCCGCAAGCUGGACCUGACCUCGCUGAGCCCUUCUCCAGAGGCUCUGCUCCAGCACCUGGAGUCGGCCAUAGACACGGCCCUGCUCUGAAUUCCUGCUGCUCCAAGAGCUUUUCCAAAGGGUUUGGAGGAGGAAAUGGACUUGGACAAGAGUUUGUUCCAGUGGGAGGAGGAAGAAUGGUAGGAAGGAGAACGUUCCCAAGGUUCUGAGUGGUUUGCAGGAAUUAAGGAAAAAACCAUCCCAGCCAAAGGAAAAUCCAAAAUUUUUUAGGAUUCUGAGCAUCACUCAGGGCAAAAAUUCCCUGUGGAUCAAGUCUGGAAGUGGAAUGAAGCAAAUUCCCUGUGCUGAAGCUCAGCUUUGUUAAAACCUCUCCUCUUCCAGGUACAGCUCAGCUUUUCCAUCCUUUUUUAUGGAAUUCCAGCUGGUGAAUUCCAUGGAAGCUGAGCAGGAGCCAGCACCUGGAAUCAGCCGUAGACAUGGCCCUGCUCUGAAUUCCUGCUGUUCCAAGAGCUUUUCCAAAGGGUUGGAGAAGGAAAUGCACUUGGACAAGAGCUUUACCCAGCAGGAGGAGGGAGGAUGGAAGGAGGGAGAACAUUCCCAAAG